AUGAAAGACCUAAUUCUUCUCACCCUAUCUAUUUUCCUUCCAGCCGUUGCGUGCCUGAGCGAUGCACUACCUGGGGCUUCAGUGUUCUAUCCCUGCCCAUUCAUCGGUCCAACAUAUCUCCAACCAACCAACCUCAGCAAAGAUCCAACAAUCAAAGCGGCUGCUGGCAAUACUACCGCAGUGCUCCUUGACGCAAUAGCGACCGGGCUCCUCGAAAACCAAACCACGGCAUUCUCUCUCACAGCAUUCUCAACAUCAGAUGAGAAGUCGACUCCGUUCUAUACAUUCCACCAGACACCGCCGAUUCUGGCUGAGGCGCCUCUGGGCGUCAAGAAUGUCACCGGUGAUACAGUCUACCGGGUUGGCUCGUUGUCGAAAGUCCUCACAGUCAAUGCUCAUUUGGUCGCGGAUGGAUUCAAGCACUUUCAAGACCCGAUCAAAUCCACCGUUUGGGACGACAUUACCCUGCAGGCGCUUGCGAGCCAUAUGGGAGGUAUUGGUGUUGAGUAUGGCGCUCUUGACAUUGCAAAGUCACCGUUUCCAUACACAGAGCUCGACAGCCUCCCAAAGGUGCCUCAGCAGCAGCUGCCGCCUUGCGGUGGCCCGCUGGGGAGUCCUCUGUGUACCCGCGAGCAAUUUCUAGAAGGCAUGACAACGAAACACCCGGUAUUUCCGGCUUUCCACAGUCCAUCGUACUCCAACGUAGCAUUUUCGCUACUAACCUAUGCGACUGAGGCAAUUACUGGCAAGAAGUUUCCAGAUAUCUUGCAGAGCAAAGUCUUCUCGCCCCUCAACAUGACACGCUCAUUCUAUGAAAAGCCCUCUGACGAUCUGGGCGUCAUCCCUGGAGAUCCGACCAUUCUCUUUUGGAAUGUCUCGGGCGGUGAGCUAAACCCCGGGGCGGGCUACUAUUCAUCACCGAACGACCUUGCGAUCUUUGGUCGUACAGUAUUAGGAUCGAAACAGCUUACGACAACCCAGACCAGACGCUGGAUGAAACCUGUCUCCCAUACUGCCGAUCCUUUCGCAUCCGUGGGUGCUCCAUGGGAAAUUGCUCGAUACACGUUGCCGACCGACCCAUAUAAAACUAUCGACUUGUAUGCGAAAUCAGGUGCUUUUGGCUAUUACACCGCAUACUUGAUCCUUGUCCCGGAUUAUGGUGUUGGCUUUAGCGUGAACGCUGCCGGAUCGGUCGGGGCGACAGGUCUUCUCGCAAACAUAAUAACGGAAUCCUUCAUUCCAGCACUCCAAGAAGCAUCACGUCUGCAGACUGAAGCAAACUAUGCUGGACAAUAUGUGUCUUCAGACAAAGAGUAUUCGUUCAUAUUGAGCAGCGAUCAAAAUACACCUGGGCUGCACCUCACCAAUUUCACUGGGCCCGAAGACAGCAAUGUCUUCGCCACACUCGCGCUCCUUGCUUCAAAUGGGUCUGCCCCAGCAGCGUAUAACGCCGGCCUCUUUGGCCUGGAGAUCGACCUGCGGCUGUUUCCAACCAUGCUAGAAGACAACAUCAAGGAACACAACGGUACGAAGAGAGUCGGUUUCAGAGCCGCGGCAGGCUUGUCUGAAAGCCUGCCACCAGGACCGUUCACUGCUCCUUGUGGGACAUGGCUGGUUCUCGAUACUGUAGAGCUGGGCGGCAGCAGUUUUGAUGAGUUUACCUUCGACGUCGAUGAGAAAGGGGCCGCAGUUGCUGUAAAUCAUAGGUUUUUGAGGCAGACCUUCACACGGUAUGAUUGA
This is a messenger RNA of Exophiala aquamarina CBS 119918, 1740 nucleotides long. RefSeq lists its product as uncharacterized. The transcript is spliced from 5 exons. The record is from RefSeq and is a predicted model, not a curated record. NCBI's taxonomy places the organism in Eukaryota, Fungi, Ascomycota, Eurotiomycetes, Chaetothyriales, Herpotrichiellaceae. The coding region runs from base 1 to 1740 and encodes 579 amino acids.